This is a messenger RNA of Leptosomus discolor (cuckoo roller), 2223 nucleotides long. The record is from RefSeq and is a predicted model, not a curated record. NCBI's taxonomy places the organism in Eukaryota, Metazoa, Chordata, Aves, Leptosomiformes, Leptosomidae.
UCUGUGUAUGAAGGUGCUGAUGAAUUAAGACUAUCAAAUGGAACCGGCCCCUGCUCUGGGAGAGUGGAAGUAAAACAUGAGGAGCAGUGGGGAACUGUGUGCGAUGGUGACUGGACCAUAGAAGAUGCUGAGGUUGUUUGUAAGCAACUACGAUGCGGAUCUGCUGUUCAGGCCCUUAAUCGAGCUCCUUUUGGAGAAGGAUCAGGACCAACGUGGUUGUAUCGAGUUGAUUGCCGUGGUGAUGAAUCCACUCUCUGGAAUUGUUCACAUGCAGGAUGGGGUGCUUUCACCUGCCCUCAUUACUUUGAUACUGGAGUGAUCUGCUCAGGCUAUGGUGGGUACAGGCUGGCAAAUGGCAGUACUACAUGUUCAGGGAGAGUAGAGCUUCUUCAUGGAGGCACAUGGGGAACCCUGUGUGACUACCUGUGGGAUUUACCAGCUGCCAAUGCCCUCUGCCAGCAGCUGGACUGUGGAGUUGCCCUACUGAUACCAGGUGGACAGUCCUUCGGGAAAGGAAAAGGAUCUGUCUGGAAUGGCACAUUCAGCUGCAAGAAGAAUGUCUCGCGCCUGAGAGACUGUCGUGUGAGUGUGCUAGGUCAUGAUGAAUGCCCUGCUGGAAAAGACGCUCAUGUGGUGUGUUCAGGGUGCCCAGGGGGCAGGUUGGUAAACGGCACCACAUGCUCUGGCAGAGUGGAGAUCCGCCAUGGAGACAUGUGGGGAAGACUCUGCCGCUCCCACUGGAAUUUGCAAGCUGCCAACGUUCUCUGUCAUCAGCUGAACUGUGGCUAUGCAAAGUCAAUCCACACAGGAGACCAUUUUGUGGAUGGGAAUGGGCCUGUAUGGAGAGAUGCUUUUCACUGUGAAGGGACAGAGUCCUGCCUCUGGGAUUGCGCUCAAGUGACUUUGGGCAAUCCAACCUGUUCAGCCAGAGAAGCAGCCACUGUUAUUUGCUCAGGUCUUGCUGAAUCACUCAGACUCUCAGGUGGUGAGAGCCGCUGUGAUGGGCGAGUUGAGAUCUCACUCCAUGGCAUGUGGAGCAGAGUCCUGGAUGAUGACUGGGACAUUAAGGAUGCUCAUGUGGUAUGCAGACAACUCCAGUGUGGAAUUGCCGAGAAAGCCUAUUACCUUCCAAGAUCUGAGCGAGGCAUGGGUCUUGUUGGCUUAAGAAGUGUCCAGUGUGCUGGAAAUGAGACUCAGCUGAUGUUCUGUAAGACCUCGCAUUCUCAGACAGUGCCAACAGGAAUUGCUGAAGACAUUGGUGUGAUUUGCUCAGGUAGCAAACAGAUCAGGCUGGUGAAUGGAACAAACCGCUGUGCUGGGAGAGUAGAGCUUUAUCAUGAUGGCAUUUGGGGCACCAUCUGUGAUGACAGCUGGGAUCUAUCUGAUGCUAACGUUGUUUGCAAACAGCUGGGAUGUGGACAUGCCAUCAAGGCAUUUGUCUCUGCUUAUUACGGUGAAGGCUCAGGACAGAUCUGGCUGGAUGAUGUGAACUGCACUGGGGCUGAAUCUGAUCUCUGGGCAUGUCCCUCUAGGCCAUGGGCCCAGCACAACUGCCAACACAAAGAGGAUGCUGGAGUCCUGUGCUCAGAGUUCCUGGCUCUGAGGCUGGUGAAUGGCAGUGACUGUGCUGGGCGUCUAGAAGUUUUCUACAAUGGGACAUGGGGGAGCAUUUGCUCCAAUCGUAUGUCUCAAGUCACUGCAAUAACUGUAUGCAAACACCUUAACUGCGGAGAUGGUGGGGAAAUCGCAAGAGACUUCAAAUAUGGCAGAGGUUCUGGGCCCACAUGGCUCGACCACAUUGAGUGUACUGAGCAACAUAGCUCUCUCUGGCAAUGUCAGUCAGACCCCUGGGAUCUUCAGUCAUGUGAUAACCGAGCAGAAGAGACGCAUAUUUCUUGCACUGACAGGGAGAAGUUACGAGUCGUAGGAGGAGAGGACGGAUGUUCAGGCAGAGUGGAGAUUUGGCACCAAGGUUCUUGGGGAACAGUCUGUGAUGAUUCCUGGGAUGUGGCAGAUGCUAAUGUUGUAUGCAGGCAGCUGGGUUGUGGAUCUGCUGUGUCUGUUCCAAGUGAAGCUGCCUUUGGGGAAGGGACUGGUCCCAUCUGGUUGGAGAAGGUGGACUGUAAAGGAACAGAGCUAUCUCUUUGGGACUGUCCUGCCAAGCCCUUGUUCGACAAAAACUGUAAUCAUAAGGAAGACGCUGCGGUGAAUUGCUCUGGUUAG